AUGGGUAGCAUUGGGCCUGUCACGCGAAUCAGUGCACCAGAUCAGACGGAAAUGCGACAGUGUGGUGCUUCGGACACAGGCUCAUCCAUUACAUGUGCCGAUCCUUUCGAUUUUCCGCGAGAAGAAUGCGUAAAAGAUGUCGACGACGUUGACGAGGACGAAACGGUUUUUUCGGCAUUUCGGCCCGCUAUAAAAACAUUUAUUGUUGUCGCGGCUUCUACGACUGCAUUCAUGAGUCCAUUUGCGAUUAAUAUCUACAUGCCUGCAGUGCCUAGCAUAUCCAAGGACCUAGGUAUUGACAAUGGCGAGACGUUGGUCUCUGUCACAACAUAUAUGAUUUUCCAAGGAUUAUCGCCUUCUUUUUGGGCGCCACUCUCAGACACGUACGGGCGGCGACCGAUACUAAUUCUUACGUUUCAUGUAUUUUUAGCAGCAAACUUGGGCCUCUCUUUCACGAAUACGUACUGGCUUCUGCUUGUCCUUCGUAUGCUUCAAGCUUGCGGUGCGAGUAGUGCUAUUUCCAUUGGUGCAGGAUGCAUUAGCGACGUUUCUCAGCGAAAAAAGCGCGGGUCGUACAUGGGGUACUUCCAAACAGGAACACUAAUUGGGCCCGCCGUGGGGCCUAUUGUCGGCGGCCUUCUCUCCAAGCGCUGGGGGUGGCACGCAGUCUUCUUUUUUCUCUCUGCAUUUGGCGGUGUUUACCUUGUAUUUAUGAUUCUCUUUCUUCCGGAAUCGCUCCGUGCUCUUGUGGGGAAUGGGUCUUGUAAACGGGUUUCUAUUUGGCGAACGGUGGUUCCUUUGCCGCUUUGGCGUGCAGGCACCGAGCCAGAGCUUAUGAAGAUGCCUCCGCGGCUCAAUUUGCGCUCCAUGGGCUUUGAUAAGCCCUGGCGUAUGUAUGCUCACGCAGACAUUGCUUUGAUGAUUACUUCGUUUGCAUUUCCAUUCGCCGUGUUCACCAUGGUAUCGAGCUCGUUAUCGCCGACACUCACGGGAAAGUAUGGCUAUAAUCCGAUUGAAUCUGGUUUAUGCUAUAUUUCUAUUGGCGUCGGCAGCGUGGUGGGCGCUGUGAUUUCGGGCAAGUUGCUCGACCGGAACUACAAAUACGCUUUUCGUAAGCAUGGUCCUCUGUUGGAUUUGCACAAGACAAGGUUGAAGCAUAUACACAUAUACAGUGCUGUAUUACAUGCGACUGUGAUUAUCAAUGGUUGGCUGCUAGACAAGAGAAUCCAUAUUGCGGCACCAAUGGUGUUUCAAUUUAUUCUGAGUUGCUUCUCCAUCCUUUAUUUCAAUGCAGUGCAGACAAUUCUGGUAGACUUGGUCCCAGGCCGUGCAGCAUCUGUGACUGCGGCACUCAAUAUUGGACGAUGUUUGCUUGGUGCUGCUUUCGUUGCAGCUGUACAAUAUGUGAUUGACGCCUGGGGCGAAGGAUGGACUUUUACGCUGUUUGGCAUUGUAAGCUUUAUUUUACCUAUACCCAUGAUUGAGCUGGUGAUGCGCUUUGGCGCAAAAUGGCGGCGCAAAAUUGAAGAGAAGGAGACGAGACGAGACGAGACAAAAGGGCGCAAUUCGCUUGAGUAG
Malassezia vespertilionis is the source of this 1578-nucleotide messenger RNA. RefSeq lists its product as uncharacterized. Gene Ontology annotation, molecular function: transmembrane transporter activity. The transcript has a single exon. NCBI's taxonomy places the organism in Eukaryota, Fungi, Basidiomycota, Malasseziomycetes, Malasseziales, Malasseziaceae. Bases 1 to 1578 code for a protein of 525 amino acids. Gene Ontology annotation, biological process: transmembrane transport. The record is from RefSeq and is a predicted model, not a curated record.